Suhomyces tanzawaensis NRRL Y-17324 is the source of this 737-nucleotide messenger RNA. RefSeq lists its product as uncharacterized. Gene Ontology annotation, biological process: chromosome segregation. The transcript has a single exon. Gene Ontology annotation, cellular component: Ndc80 complex. The record is from RefSeq and is a predicted model, not a curated record. NCBI's taxonomy places the organism in Eukaryota, Fungi, Ascomycota, Pichiomycetes, Serinales, Debaryomycetaceae. The coding region runs from base 16 to 705 and encodes 229 amino acids.
CCACACUUCGCCAGUAUGGCUACACAAACGUCGAUCGAAGAAUUCUCGGUCCUCCAGGCCGAGAUGAAGGAGUUCUCGGCUCAAAUCGAACGUAAGCUUACCGAAAAGAGAGCCCAGUUGAUCAGUGAGAAACAAGAGCAUUACAUCAAAGUCAAUGAGUUGAGAAGCGAGGAGGCCAGACUCCAAAACGACAUAACCAACCUCGAAAGCAAGGAGUCCAAAACUAAGGAGAACUUGAGAGGUGCCUUGGAAGGCUUGCGGGCCCAAAGGGACAAGGUCGAUGAACUUAUACGAAAGCAGGAACAGUUGGUAGACCAGCGCAACGAGCUACAACAGCUGGUUAGCGAGUUACAGAAGUCAAUCCAGGAGAGCACACAUGAACUAGAGAGGUCAGAGAAGAGCUUGACAACCCAAAUACGGCGAGACUAUCCCGAGUUGUUAAAAUUUGAACAGUACUUGGGGUUAAGAAUAGAGGCAGUAUCAAUAGACUUGAUAAGGUUUGUGUUUACCAAUAUUGACACCAAUGAUUUUGAUAGGGAGUUUUGGAUUCAGGUCAAUGUUGGCUCUGAGACCUACAAGGUUGGGCCCUCCAAUCCUGAAGUCAGCCCUGAACAAUUGACAAAAUUGGAGACUGAUUUCAAUGCCCACAAGGAGCUUGUACGCUUCUUGAAGGCAGCUAGAAAUUUGUUCAAAGAAAUGGCAUAAAUGACAAUGAGUAACGAUAGAAAUAAUAUAAC